Messenger RNA from Carcharodon carcharias (great white shark), 20999 nucleotides. RefSeq names its product lysine (K)-specific methyltransferase 2D (gene kmt2d). The transcript has 57 exons. The coding region runs from base 368 to 18160 and encodes 5930 amino acids. The record is from RefSeq and is a predicted model, not a curated record. Gene Ontology annotation, molecular function: histone binding; histone H3K4 methyltransferase activity; transcription coactivator activity. Gene Ontology annotation, cellular component: nucleus; MLL3/4 complex. Lineage: Eukaryota; Metazoa; Chordata; Chondrichthyes; Lamniformes; Lamnidae. Gene Ontology annotation, biological process: positive regulation of transcription by RNA polymerase II.
GCUCCGGUGGAUGUUUUUGGUUCUCUUCACUUUUCCUUUUUUUUCGGUUUCUUUUUUUUUCUGUCGGUUUUGUUCGGGUCGCCUAUUUCUUUAAUUCUUUCCCUUUCCUAUUUGAGUUUUGUUCAAUGUUUGUGACUACUUUGUAACAGGAAGCAGUGAGGCCGAACCCGGAGAUAGUGAGGAGUGGCCGGGGCCCGAGCAGGAGCCUGCUGCCCGAGGCCAAUGUCGGUCAUAAAGCUUUCUGAACGAGGAAUGGGAUCAGCCAUGCAGUGGGGUAUUUCCGUCGGGAUUUGUGAAGUGUGGGAAGUACAGGGCAAGCAAUAAGGUGUUUCAGUAAGGGGUGUGGGCUCUGGAAAAAGAGUGCAGUAUGGAUGGAAUGGAAUCAAGUAAUGAGGAUAAUUGCUCAAGUGCCACAGCUAUGAACAUUGACUCGGCUGAAACUAGUUGUUUAGCAGAAGACGAAGAAGCUGAUCCGUCUGUAUCUCGUGGUUGCUCAAAACAAGAAGAAACAUCGGAGCCAGUUUUGAAAGAGCAGCAUAAGGAGCAGUGCAGCUUGGAGCAGAAGCUGUGCGUAUUUUGUAACUGUGGAGAGCAGAGUUUACAUGGGCAAAGAGAGCUGAAGCAAUUUGAUCCAUCGGCUGCAUUGGAUGAACUUGGAAAUGGAGGGACUAACCGAAUGGAGAGGGAAGCCAGUCCAGCGUCGAAGCACACGAGUGUUUCAGGGGUGGAGGGGCUCUCAGAUGAGCUCGCACGAGUUGGCUUUGAGCAAAGUGCAACAACAAUGGCUCUCUUUGAGUCAACAGGGCAUUUCUGGGCUCAUCAUUGGUGUGCAGCCUGGUCAAAUGGUGUUGAACAGGGUGAGGGGCAAAAACUGGUCAACGUGGACAAAGCUGUAAUCUCAGGUGUCUCACAGAAAUGUGAGUAUUGUAAACGGUUGGGCGCUACCAUCCAGUGCCAGAUGGAGGGAUGUUUAAGAUCGUACCACUUUCCCUGCGCAGCAGCAUCUGGAUCCUUUCAGUCAAUGAAAUCCUUGACCCUUCUGUGUCCAGAACAUAUUGAUAAAGCAGUGGAGAUAGCAAAGGAUGAGGCAAAUUGUGGUGUGUGUGACGCUCCAGGGGAUCUCCUGGACCUUAUUUUCUGUACCAGCUGUGGACUGCAUUAUCAUGGUGCAUGUCUGGAAAUUGUCGUGACGCCAGUUAAACGUGCUGGUUGGCAGUGCCCCGAGUGCAAAGUAUGCCAGACUUGCAGGCAGCCUGGUGCAGACACAAUGAUGCUUGUGUGUGAUGCAUGUGACAAGGGCUAUCACACAUUUUGUUUGAAACCAGCAAUGGAGUCACUGCCUACUGAUAGCUGGAAAUGCAAGAACUGCCGUGUGUGCAGUGAUUGUGGUUCAAGGUCUGCAGGGAAGCAUCCAAAUGCACAGUGGCAUCAGAACUAUUCAGUGUGUGAGAAAUGUUACUGGCAAAGGAACAGGGACAGUACCAUGUGCACAAUAUGUGGUAAAACAAAUGGACAAACAGAUGAUACAUUAAACUGCCAUAUCUGCCAAAGGUGGAUCCAUGCAGCCUGUGGUCCUUCACCUCUCCAUUUAUCAGGGCAACAAUACACGUGUACAAGGUGUAAAAACCCAUCGCAAAACUCAGGCCUUGUGGCUCCUGAGCCCAUUGAUGAGAGGCGAUUGAAACUUGGGUCAGUGGAAUCAGAGAAAAUAAAAGAAACUGAAUGGACUGAAAGGCAGAGAAAGGAUAUAGAACCAGAAGAACAACUGAUGAGUGAAUGUGUUGCUGGAGACUCAAUUCGCAAACAGGAGGAUUCCAUUGAUACUAGCAGUAGCAUGGAAACAGAAAUUCAAAAACAACAAACAUCAGAAGUUGGCAUCAAGGAGCAGGUGGAAUCUCAAUCUCAUGAUUCUUCUGAAGAAAAUGGUGUUGAAGAUGUAACUACAGUGAAAGAAUUUGAACAUGAGAAACCUGAUGAGGGAUUCCAUUCUUCUCAAAAUACAGAAGUUCAUCAAACCUCGGAAACCGGGGCAGGUGCUUCACACUCUGAGAGCAUUAAAAAUUCAGUGGAGUCUUUCUCUGCAGAAAAAGUAUUACCAGAACAUUUUAGUUUGGAUACAACAGACCAACUGGAAGAUUUUAUACAGGAGAAGGAAGUGAAAAUGGAGAGCUCAGUUUCUGUGUUAGACCAGGUAGAGACUAGUGUUCCUGCAGAGAUGGGUAUUAGUCCCACUAGUUCCGUCCCAGGGGAGUCAAAAACCAGUCAUCUUGUCACAGACUCUGACCUGAUGGACUCUGCCAGUAAUUCUGCUGAAGCACAGUUAGGUUGUGCCUCCUCUGUUUUGAUCAAGCAGGAGACUGACAAAGUCCAAACAGACAAAACUGAACUCUGUGACAUUCCUGCUGACUCUACUUGUGGCUUCAUGGAGAAAGGUGGAAAUUCUGAUAUAGUUUCAGAUGGGCUGGAGACCAGGAAUAACCCUGUUGAGAUGGAAAUUAAUGAUGUUGUGACCCCUAUGGAGGUUGUACCUGCAGUAAAUAAGCUAAAGACUGAGCAAGAUGCUCAAAUGGAGGUGCAGGUUAUUGUGAGCACAGACCCUGUCUGUAGCAUGUUCAUUAAAUCUGAGAUUGUGGAGGAAAUGUCAAAUCAAAGUCAAACAGACUCGAACAGCACCUGCUUAGAACCAGAUUAUUCAGUUACUUUGGACCGUGAUGCAGGGCUGGCUUCCAUGGAUGUUUGUAUGACAGCAGCAGAUGAUAUUUCUCCGAGGGUGGAAGAAGAGACUGAAAAGUCAAAUUCAGACCUGCGGCUAACAGAAACUGAAGAUUCCCUGCCGGCUGACUCUGGUAUGAUGAAGGGUGAAUCUGGCAAGCCUGCUAUAAUGAAGCGGCGAUUCUCACCAGGUCGCCCUCGAGUCAAACAGGGCCGUUGCAACAGUUUUCCAGGUAAAAAGCGACCUCGUGGUGGUGGACAUGUUGGGCGAGGGCGAGGGCGAUCACGUUUGAAGUCUGUAUCUGGAAUAUUGGAGUCUCUAGGGUCUACAGGAGUGGAUACGUCUCCAAGUAAAGAUGAUGACGACGACGAUGAUACAAUGCACAACACAGUGGUUCUCUUCUCCACUGAAGACAAAUUUAUCCUCCUGCAGGAUAUGUGUGUGGUGUGUGGAAGCUUUGGACGAGGGGUGGAGGGACAGCUGUUGGCCUGUUCACAGUGUGGACAGUGUUACCACCCCUAUUGUGUCAAUAGUAAGAUCACAAAAGUUAUGCUGAGCAAAGGAUGGCGUUGCUUGGAAUGCAUCGUGUGUGAAGCAUGUGGCAAAGCUUCUGAUCCUGCUCGUUUAUUGUUAUGUGAUGAUUGUGAUAUAAGUUACCACACAUAUUGCCUGGAUCCACCAUUGCAGACUGUGCCAAAGGGUGGGUGGAAAUGCAAGUGGUGUGUUUGCUGUACGCAGUGUGGUGCCACAACACCUGGUUUUCACUGUGAGUGGCAGAAUAACUACACUCACUGUGCACCUUGUGGCAGCCUUGUUACUUGCCCUAGCUGCAAUGAAGACUAUGAGGAAGAGGACCUUCUUAUACAGUGUCACCAUUGUGAUCGGUGGGUCCACGCCAUUUGUGAAAAUCUCUUCACAGAAGAUGAAGUGGAACAAGCAGCAGAUGAGGGUUUUGAUUGUACUGCGUGUGAGCCCUUUGUUGUUCGUCCGAUUGUUCGAAGUGAAUCCCCAGUGAUUGCACCUAUCAUCAAAGUGAAAGAUCCAGAUUUGAUUUAUUCAUAUGUAGAGCCACGGUUUUAUAAUCAGGACGGCGUAUGGCUGACAGAGUCGGGAAUGUCACAGUUCCGAAGUCUUAUACUUUCUCCGCCACACAAAAAAGGACCAAAGCCCAAACUAAAGAACAAACCUCCAACUCCAUGCAGUGAGCCAAUGAUGGUUAGUGUAGAUGGCUCAUCUAUAGAAAUAAAGAAAGAAGAAGGUGAAGGGGAGGAGGAAAAAGUUGCCAUGGAACCAGGAGAAUGUGACAUAAAAUUUGAUGCGCCUGUCAGCCAGGAGCGAGAGGUGUGCCCUGUGAACGAUCCUGUAAAAACAAGUGAGGAGACUGAGGAAGGGAAAAAGAGGAAGAGGAAGCCAUACAGACCUGGAAUUGGUGGAUUUAUGGUCCGGCAGAGGCAAUCACGGACAAAAAAUUUAAAUAAAGCUUCUGUAGCACAGCUUGGAAUGUCCACUGAAUGUCCAAACACUGAGAGCAACAAAGAAGAAGGUACUCAGAUAGAGCUUCCAAUCGAGGGUGCCAGUGAAAUACCUGUGAUAGGAGCAGAUGUAGGCGAGAAGGCAAAGAAACGGCAACGUCGAAAGAAAAGCAAGUUGGAGGAUUCUUUUCCAGCAUAUCUGCAGGAAGCGUUCUUUGGAAAAUCACUGCUGGACAGCAGUCGGAAAGUUUGCCUCAGCUCAGAGGGUUUCUCUGACAAUGAAAGCGCUGAGUUUCCACAAGCCACACCUCAAGCGGACUCGGCACCUCAGCAGAAGGAUUUAACCGAUGAAAAACGUGAUGGAACCCAGGAAAGGGCUCCUGAUGCAAAGACAAUCCAAGCCCCCCCUGAACAUAAUGGAGAUUCAGUUCCAGAUGAACCACCUAAAACUGAAGAAGCUCAACCAGAUGGAAUGGGUUUCGAUCUCAGUCCUUUCCACGCAGACAGCUCCCUCUCUCCCUUUGCUGGGAUUGACAUCUCAUCCGUUGCGGAUGAGCUUUCAACCAAUCAUCCUAAUGAGAGCUCAAAGCGAAAUCAGCCUUUCAAUGAUGUUCCAGUGGAGGGUGCCCUCAGCUCAGAUCUUGACAAGAUUGUAACAGAAGAACUAGCACAAAUGGAGAGUAAAGACGUACAGCAGCUCUUCACAGACGUUCUGGGAUCACAGGGAAAUCCUCCACUUUCAGAACCAACAUUGGGUGGUAUCAGAACUGCCUCCGAAAGCCACCUUCUUACUUCUCAUGGGUUGGGAGAACUUAUCAGACCUUCAAUAUGCCAACGAUCUCUCCUUCCUGGAGGGACAAUGGCAGUUGCUAUUGGUGGUCCUCUGGCACAGACUUCGGGUGCAGCUGGAGAGUCAUUUCCCAAUAUUUGUCAGUCACCGUUUCUGGAAAGCAGGGAAAGGAGUAUACCUUUCAGCCCAGACAGUGGGGAACAACAGAGCCCAUGGACAACUCCAGCAACCCCAGCUACCCCUACCACUCCAACUACCCCUACCACUCCGACAGAGGGAGAAGGAGAUGGGCUCUCCUACAACCAGCGAAGUAUACUGAGGUGGGAAAAAGAUGAGGCUUUGGGGGAAUUAUCAACCAUAUCACCUGUUCUCUACGCAAAUAUCAACUUCCCGAACCUGAAACAUGAUUACCCAGAUUGGGCAAGUCGUUGUAAGCAGAUCACUAAGAUUUGGAGGAAAGUCCCAGCAACUGAUAAAGCACCAUUUCUGCAAAAGGCCAAAGACAACAGGGCAGCUCAGCGCAUCAACAAGGCACAGAAGCAAGUUGAUAUGCAAGGUAACAGGCAGCCCAAAAUUGAGAGACAAGAUGCAAAACAGGAUCGUAAACCACCCCGUCAUCUGCAAGCCCUGACUCAGAAUACUGCAGUGACUAGUCUCACUCCAGCAACGUUAGUUGGGGGGAAUUCGGGUUCCCCAGCAGAACUGAGGAUUGAAGGUUUAGGCCAGAAUGCUUCAUUACACGGUAACAAAUCAUUUACUACCUCGACUAACGAAUUUGUCAAACUGCAGUCAGCAAGCCCAACAUCUACAGACUCCAGCAGUGACUUGUUCCCAAAACUGCACAUGCAGUCUGCAACUGGAAUUGUAGCCCAGGAUCCUUUUGGGCAUUCACUUACACCGUACCCUCAGGAACCGAACAUUCAGUCUUCCAGUAAUCCGAGUCAAGCACCAGCAUGGAACAGCUCCCACCACCAGUCAGGUGUACCUCGUCCUGUUGUUCCAGGCCGACCACAACUUAACUCUUCAGAACUGCAUUCUGCAACACCAGGGAUGUCGCACCAUCAGCAUCCUCUAACUCCAGACUCUUUCCUCCGAUCUAGAGUGCUUGGUGAGUCACAUGAUAGCCACACAGUCGAUCAGCCUUUAGGAAGUCCAGGGUUUCGAUCAUCACAGUCGGCAGACUGUUACGCAAAACCACCUGAAACUUCAACAUUGCCACCAUCAACUGGGGAACAGUUAAGGCGACUCUCAGAUCCAGACGUUGGAGCACAACAGCCCAGAAGUGAACAGUAUGCAGGAGUUAUGAGGCAAGAUUUGAAUGCAAACUCCUUGGCCUCUCUUUACAGAGCUGCAAUGUUGGAUCCGAGUUUGAAUGUACGGUCCCUGUCUGAUGGAAGGGACAGAGAUAUCUUCAAAGCACCUUUAACUCCCAGAUCAUCAUAUGUGGACCAAACACCCAUAGUACCUGCUCAGCGUUCUCAGGAACUACAUCCCCAAUCUCAGGGUGUCUCACCACAGACUCAGACUGAUUUGUACCGGCAAUCUCCUUCGACACCAUUUUCUGAUCCGUAUCAUCAACCUCCCUUGACACCACGACCAUCUUCUAGUGAAAGCUGUUCUCCGCUACCUCCUAAAUCUCUCCCUUCUGAUUCCCUCUCCAGGGUACCCAUGAGUCCACAGUCUCAGUGCAGUUCACCAUUGACACCCAGGCCACAUUCCAAUGAGACAUUUCCUCAGUCUCCCAUUGCUUCUAGAUUCCAGUCACCAGACCCUUAUUCUAGGCCACCUUCAAGAGAUCCUUAUGCUCAGCUUCACAAACCACAGAGAUCCCAAAUGGUUGACACCAGUUUCAAAUCCUCACCAGUACCUCACGGGCAGCCAACUGGUACCAUUCAGCAUUCAGCAAUGUUUUCUCAGCAUAGUGACCCACAUUCAAAAGUUUUUGUAAUGCAGCCUCAAUCUCCAAGGCCUCACUCUUUUGACCCAUGUGCCAAGACAUUUGCCAGUGGUCAGCCACAAAGUCCAUUUCCAUUCACUUCAUCACCAGGUGAUAUGGUUAAAGAAACCCAUUCUCAGCAGUCAGUAUCUCAGAUACCACGAGCAAAUAAUUUUCCACAAAGUCACCUGAUGGGCAGCCAGCUCAAUACAAGUGAUGCUCAUUGCUCUCAAAUCAAUGCCAGUAGUCAGUCAGGACCUCCAGAUACAGCAUCUAUUGCAAGAGAUGAAACUUUCACCAACAUGCCUUUACGGCCAUCCUUGAUCAAGCAGGAUGCACUACCUUUACAGCAAGAUUGCUCAUACCAAACUUCCACCAGCAGCCGCUCAGUGAGUGAUUCAUCCCCAUCAGAGAGAAGCAGCGAGAGUUCCACACAGGUCCAUCCUCCAGCAUCACCCAGCAGAGACUUGCACGAGCUUCCAUUUAACAGGGGAGCACAAGCUGGAAAUCUCAGUCAGACAGAGCUGGAGAAACAGAGACAGCGACAGAGGUUGCGCCAACUUUUGAUACGCCAGCAAAUACAGCGGAAUAACUUGCGACAAGAGAAGGAACAGGCAGCUGCAUGUGGGGGUGGCACUUCAACAAGCAGUUGGCCACAAGAAAGUUCAAGCCAGCCCCAUGAGCUACAGACGAGAGCACCACCUCCAUACCCCCUCUCCCAGGACCGGUCUGGCCUGAGAGGGCUAAUCCCUGGCUCUGGAAAUGGGAGAUUAAUAAAUCCAGUGGUAAUAGAUAAACAGCGAUUGUUUCCUCCGGAUGAGAAUCUGUGUCGGACUCCACAGCCAGGCAAUCCCCCCACUGGUGAUGUAAACACUCCUCGACAAUCAGGAGUUGGUAGCCCACAAGGAUUUCACCCAAGAAGCUUACCAGCUGCUCAACAGCAACAAUGGCAGCAGCAGUUGGUACAAAGACUUCCUGGACAGACUCGUUUCCAGCAACCUGAAGCUUUGCAUGUAAACAGGCCUGCAGUAACCAUGCAGAUGAACAGCACAGGUGGACUUAACCCUAGAAUUGCCACUCAGAUCACUUUUCAAAAUGCACAGCAACAAAUUGUGGCUUCUCCAAUUCCUGUGAGUCCUCAGUAUAUAGAACUGAGACACAAUUCCCAACGCUUACCCAUUGCCGCCCAAUUGGCACAGCGUACUCCCCAGCCAAGACCACGCCUUCCGAUACCAAAUCAAGAAAUCAGUCCAUUUAUCCACCAAAUGCAGGGAUGCAAGGUGAUGUCGAGAGGUCCAGGUACAACUUUGCCGCAGUCACCAGUUGGAAUUACACUCUUGCCCCAGCAGAAUAUUUCUGCUCCAUUGCCAUCCUCACCUCAUUCAGUGGAAGUUUCAAGUGCCCAUCAACAUAUCCAGACAAAAGAGCCAUUAGAUUCCACUGUACAAGCUGAAUCACAGCAGACAUUUCAGACUACUUCGUCGACAACGUCAUCCACUUCUAGUUGCUGCUCGGACAGUUUGAAGGACAGCUCAGCAUCCUUUCCACUUAACUCUGUCCCAUCGAUCUCCAAUGUAGUUACAGAGCAUGCAGAGCUGGAUCCUCGAAAGAUCCCUUGUGAUGACUCCGUAGAAAAAGCCUUAGAUGAAGGACUCGAUUCACCUAAGGAGCUAGAUGAAGAAGAUGACCUUGCCAAUCUGAGUCUUGACCCGGACAGUAAGACAGACGAUGAGCUUGGUAACCUUGAUAACCUAGAAACAAAUGACCCCCACCUAGAUGACCUCCUGAAGUGUGAAGAGUUUGAUCUGUUGGCUUACACUGACCCUGAGCUAGACACAGGUGAUAAAAAGGACAUAUUCACAGAGCAGCUGCGUUUAGUGGAAUCUGCAAAUGAGAAAGCAGAGGAAGGUCAGGACAUACUGACUGAUCAGGAUGCUGUAGACCCAGCAAUUAAAUGUACAAAUGAUAAAGUCAACAAACCUGAUUUGGAAAAGACAGAGAAGGGAGAGGAGCAUGAAAAAACAAUGGCUAAAUCAGAUGCCAUUGCAGAUACUCUGUCCACUUCUGAUAGGGUUAUGUGUGAGUCAAUGAAUAAUGUCAAUUCAGAGACUAACACUGGCAGUCAGUGCAGUGAUCCAGUCAGCAGGGCCCCAUCCACUGACAAUUCUCCUAAACCUACUCUUGAUCUAGUACUAAAGGUUGAAGAGAACAUUUCCCAAAAUUCAGCUUGCCAGUUUGUAGCAAGUACGUCCAAUGCGCAGACAGUUUUGAUAAAAUCAGAAAGUCCGCCAAAGGGUGAUGAUGAGAGAGGAGCAGUGUCAAUGCUACUUGGUAUGGGAACUGGGCUUAGUGUUAACACAAGUGUAGCACUGUGUCAGGCAACUACAUGUACUACCAGUGGAACACAAACUACUACUCAAAGUAGUACAGUUGCUUCAAGUGGCCAUCGGACUGCACGCAUUCCCAGCAAUGGGCAUUCUAACUUGGAUUUAGAAAGUAUACCCUGCACAUCUUCAGCUCAGAUAGUGUCCAAGAUGCCACUGGCUGUCCAGUCUAGACCGCCAUUGGGUAAACUUGGGCUAGACGAGAUGUGCCAACAUGUGUCCAGCAUGGAGCCAAAACGUCGAUCUGUGGAUGACCUUGUCAAAGUAGAGAGUUCUUUGGAAGCAAGUGAGCUUCCACUGCUUCUCCAUGAUUUGCUUGAGCAAGAGAAAAUGGAACUGCAGCAGCAGCAGCAAUUGGGAGGAUCACAGUGUGUACCUACACCACAACAGCAGCAGCAUUCAAAGGCCCUUCCAAUUCUGCAACAGCAGCAACAACUUGAAGUUUCACAUCAACAGAGUCAUCCAGGACUUUCUCAACACCUUCCAACAACACAGCAAUCUCAGCACCUUGAGGGGCCACCACAGAAUUUAAACCUGCCACAGCAACAUAUCCUAGGAGUGAUACAGCAUCAUCACUUGGGGAUCCCACGAUCUCUUCCAUCUGCACAACAGCAACAGUUGACAGCAUCACAGCAACGGCUUGGAGCCUCACCACAUGUGGUCAUGUCCCAACAGCAGCAGCAUGUGGUAACAGGGCAACAUCCACCACAGCAGAUAGUGGCUUCACAGCAGAGUCCACAUAUGACCUCACCGCAAUUGCUGUCAACUCAGCAGUUAGCUGUAUCGCAAUUGGGCAUCAUGCAGCAGACGCAGCAAGUUGUGAUGCAACAGCAGCAACAAUUAGCCAAUGCUUUCUUCCCAGAUACAGAUUUGGAUAAAUUUGCAGCCGAUGAUAUCAUGGAUCCCAUUGCCAAGGCAAAAAUGGUGGCAUUGAAGGGAAUUAAAAAGGUCAUGGCACAAGGAAACAUCACUGUAGCACCAGGGAUGAAUAGACAGCAGGUUUCAUUGUUGGCACAAAGGUUGGCUGGUGCUCCAGGAACAAAUGAGGCACAGACUAAAUUGCCACCUGGAAAUAGUCAGCAGGAGGCUAAUAGUGACCAAAUGCAGACUCGGCCAAAUCCGCCAACCUUUGUACAAGGGUUUAUCAAUGAGGCAGAGCACCGUCAAUAUGAAGAAUGGCUCCUCCAUACACAGCAGCUGCUUCAAAUGCAGCUGAAAUUUUUAGAAGAGCAGAUUGGUGUCCAUAGGAAGUCCAGGAAAGCACUAUGUGCCAAGCAACGGACAGCCAAGAAGGCUGGACGCGAGUUCCCUGAGGCAGACGCAGAAAAACUUAAGCGAGUUACAGAGCAGCAAAGUAAAAUCCAGAAACAACUUGACCAGGUCCGUAAACAGCAAAAGGAGCAUACAAACCUUAUGACAGAAUAUCGGAAUAAACAGCAACAAAAAUGUUCUUUAUCUCCCUCAGGGAUGAUGGCGACAACCUCAUCCCAGAAUCCGAGAGUAAUGCCCAAACUUUCAACACCCAUGUUAUCAGCAGCAUUAGCCCAGCAAGGAGGGGCAAUCCUUGGAUCUCAAGCAAUAGCUCAGCAACCAAAUACACUAAUAGGACAUACAGGAAAUAUAAGAAUGCCACAGAUCGGGGCUACAGUACCACUGCAACAGGGACCAACAUUCUUGACCUCAGCUGUGUCCCAGCAACAGGAAUAUCCCUCUGCCUCAGGAACUGUAUCUUCUGCUCCCUCAACCAGUUUUUUUUCUGGAAAUUCUGCUGCUCAAACACUUACAAAUGAAAGCAGACUCCUACAGGAGAGACAACUUCAACUGCAGCAAAGAAUGCAACUUAUUCAACAGCAAGGACUUGUAGGGCCAUCUCAGCAGCAAAGUAUCAUGGGAAAGUUACAGCAACAAGGUAUCAUUGGACAGCUUCAGCCAACGACUCAGCAAAACAUUGUUGGUAACAAACCAACACAGCAGGGUGUCAUGGGUCAACAGCAGCAAGGCUUCAUUGGACAACAGCAAGGGAUUGUUGUCCAGUCACAACACCAACCUGCUCAGCAGCAGCAGCAAGUUCUUGCAGGGCAGCAGCUACCCCAGCAGCAUAGCAACAUGGGUCAGACACAGCAGCAGCCAGCAACACAACACCAGCAGAGUCUGGCACCUCAACAGCAACACUUAAGGCUGAUGAGUCAACAGCAAGGCCUCCUUGGGCAUCAGCAGCCCCACCAACAGGGUCUUACAAGUCAUCCAAAGCCUCCACGGCCCCAGCAAGGUCUUAUGGCGCAGCAAUUGGCGCAUCAGCAAAGUCUUGCAGUUCAACAGCAAGUCCUCACUUCUCAACAGCAGCAACAAAGUCUGGUUUUACAGCAACAGGCAUCCAGUGUUCCUUUGCAGCAGCAAGGGCUCAUAGGGCAUCAACAAGGGGUUGUUUCACAGAGUCAGCAGUUGGGAACAAUGACACCCCUGCAACAGCAUCAUCUUCAAGCUGUGCCAGGACAACUCCACCCACAAAGUGUUAUCAGACAGAACAACAUCCUGAGACUUUCCACACCCUUCCAAGGCCAGCAGCAAAGCACAAUGGGACAUCAAACUAGAAUGCAAAGUAUAAUGAGGCAGCAAUCUCAGGAUGUUUUGGGCCAGCACCUAGCGACGCAAAGCAUUAUGGGGCAGCAGACUCCACUGCAAGUCAUCAGGCACCAACUGCCAGGCAUAAUAGGACAGGGACAGCAACAGCAUCAGCCUCAGAGCAUGAUGGGGCAGGGCAUGAGGCAGCAGCAUCCACCCCAAGUCUCAGUGGAGCAAGGGCAGCAAUCCCAGCCUCAGGGAACAAUGGACCAGGGACAGCAGCAUCAGCCCCAGAGCACAAUUGGACAAGGACAAGAACAUCAGCCCCAUGCUACGAUGGGAAUCGGACAGCAGCCCCAGGGAACAAUGGGGCAGCAGCAGCAGCAACAACCCCCUCAAGCCCAGGGCAUGAUGGGACAGCAGUCACAGCCACCAAGCCAGCCCCAGAGCACGGUGGGACAGCAAAUACCACCCCAGCCCCAGAGCACAGUGGAGCAAGCAAUUGGACAGCAGAUACCCCAAGGCCCAAUGGGACAGCAGCCCCCUCAGGGUCCAUUGGGGCAGGGAAUGGGACAGCAGCAGUCAUCUCAAGGCACAGUGGGGAUGGGACAGCAAUCCCAGCCUCAAGGCACAGUGGGGAUGGGACAGCAACCUCAGCCUCAAGGCACAGUGGGGAUGGGACAGCAACCUCAGCCUCAGGGCACAGUGGGGAUGGGACAGCAACCUCAGCCUCAAGGCACAGUGGGGAUAGGACAGCAACAGCAGUCAUCCCAGGGCCCAGUGGGGAUGGGACAGCAACAGCAGUCGUCCCAGGGCCCAGUGGGGAUGGGACAGCAACAGCAGUCGUCCCAAGGCCCAGUGGGGAUGGGACAGCAACAGCAGACAUCCCAGGGUCCAGUGGGGAUGGGACAGCAACAGCAGACAUCCCAGGGCCCAGUGGGGAUGGGACAGCAACAGCAGUCACCCCAGAGUACAGUGGGAAUGGGACAGCAACAGCAGUCACCCCAGGGCCCAGUGGGAAUGGGACAGCAACAGCAGUCACCCCAGAGUACAGUGGGAAUGGGACAACAGCAGCCAUCCCAGGGCGCAGUGGGAAUGGGACAGCAACAGCAGUCACCCCAGAAUACAGUGGGAAUGGGACAACAGCAGCCCCAGCCUCAGGGCACAGUGGGGAUUGGGCAGCAACCCCAGUCUCAGAACUUGGUAGGUGUAGGACAGCAGCAACCCCAGCCUCGGGGCACAGUGGGGAUAGGACAACCACAGCCUCAGGGCACAGUGGGGAUAGGACAACCUCAGCCACAGGGUGCAGUGGGGAUAGGACAACCCCAGCCUCGGGGCUUGAUAGGAGUGGGACAGCCCCAGCCUCAGGGCACAGUGGGAAUGGGACAGCAAUCCCAGCCUCAGGGCCUGAUGGGGCAGGUAAAGCAACAGCAGCAGCCUCCAGGUUUGAUUGGGAUGAGGCAAGGACAGCAGCAGCUGUUACAGGGUUUGAUGGGGCAGUGGCAGCUGCAGCCUCCGGGUAUGGUUAGGCAGGGACAACCACAAAGCCUAAUGGGGCAGGGGCAGCUUGCACAGAACUUAAUGGGCCAAGAGCAGGGACAGCAGCAGCCACGUCCACAGGGCAUGUUGGGGCAAGGUCAGGGACAGCAACAAUUGCAGAGCUUAAUGGGACAGAGACAGUCUCCAGGUACAAUGGGACAAGGGCAGCGGAUGCAGAGCUUAGGUACAGUUGGUGGCCAGCAAUCUCUGCAGGCUUCAGGUAUGGUGGGGCAGGAGAAGGAGCAGGAGCAGCAACAGGAACAACCACCUACAGGCACAGUGAGGCAGGAGCAGCAGCAAAGCCAAAUUGUAAUGGAACAGGAGUCUUUGCUGCCUCCCCAGUGCAUAAUGGGGCAGGACCGUAACCAACUACCAACUCAGAAUAUGAUGAGACAGCAGCAGCUGUCCAAAAGUGCAGCAGGACUGGGACAACCUCAGGGUAUGAUGUAUCAGAAUUUACAAACACGAGCAGUGACAUCAGUACAACAACCAAUGCAGCAAGGCGUUGCAGGACAGCAGCGACUUAUGAAUCAGCAGGGUCAGUUAAUGAGACGUGUACAACAACAAGCAGUAACUGGUCUACAACAGAAUAAUGGUCUCAGUUUACAAGGGAUGGUGCGGGUAGCAACGUCUCAGCAGCAUGGAACUGUGGGAGAUCCAAGACAAGGAGUGCAAAACAUUAUGACUUCACAGUCAUUUCAGCAGCAGCAUGCGGGGCUGCGUUCAGUUCAUAUAACUGGUCAACAGAUUGGGUUAGGCCAUCUUCGUCCAGGCAUGGUAUAUGUUCAGCAGGUUAAAGCCGAACAUAGCGGGAAGCCACAAGAGAUGGCCCAUCUGAUUCAAAACAAACGAGCAAGGCAGAACGUGGGGUCAGGAAGUGAAUUGGUGUCUGGCCAAGCUCAUUGUAAUCGUUCACAAAUGCCACAUCCAGAAUUAAGUAAAACAAAUUUGGGAGAUGUGUCACUACAAGGUGAAACUUUGGAAACAAUAAUGCAGUCACAACCAGAAUUGCUUAAAGAUCAUGAACCCAAAGAAAUUAGUGCUUGCGUGACAGACUCUAUAGCAAUUAUACCUCAAAAGAUACCUGAUUCAAAGUCUGAUACAUUGGUAAUGAAACCACAUGGGACUGUUGGAAAAGCAAGCUCGGUUACUGAGUUGCAAGCCAGAAUUAAUGUUGAGAUCCGUGAACAAAGUGACUUGAAGAAACCUUGUACAUUUGACUUCCCAAUAUCUCCCCCAAGUCAUGCAACAAAGGAGGAAUGCACUGGUUUGAGAUCAGAAUCAUCACUGUUGAAUCAGACCAAUGGACAAGAGGAAUGUGCACAGAAAGUCACAGGAAGGCAGGAUAGCUGUUCUAAAUUACAGGAGGGUGCUGCUAAAGACACCAACACAGCAGGUGCAGGUCACUUAGUGAAACAGGAAAGUAUUGAUGCAGUUCGCUGUGGAUUUCCAGAAGGAACUGUAAAGCAUGAGUCAAAUACUGACUCUGUCAAUGCCUUGAAUGCAGGGGGUCAUUCUUUUCUUGCUCCAAGAUCUGAGGCUGGACAGCUGCUUCUCCAGAAACUUUUACGCACUAAGAACUUGCAGCUUGUGGCACAACGCUCUGGAGAUGGAACGCACUUAACUGUAAAAGGCCACAUUGAAAGCAAAGCUGUGAUAAUAGAUCGAAAACUACAAGGUGCAACCGGAAAUUCAGAGAUAAAGGAAUUUCAGGAAAUUAGCAAGAAAAACUUGGGCCCAAAAACAAAAAGAACGCAAAAGGCAACUGACAGAGGCACCAACUCUCGAAAGAAGAGUAAAAAGGAUGAAGGAAUAAAAAGUACAGAUGCUCUUAUGAAGCAGUUGCAACAGCAACUCUCCCUCCUUCCUUUGGUGGAACCGACCAUUGAGGUGAACUUUGGUCUCUUUCCUCCAUUUGGGAGCGGUCCGUUCAACAGCAAAAACCAGCUGAAAGGGUCAUUUGGGAAUGCAGUGCUAGAUAGUGCUCCAGAUUACUACUCGCAGCUUCUCUACAAGCAGAACAAUCUGAGCAAUCCACCGACCCCACCUUCCUCGUUGCCUCCCACCCCUCCUCCCUCUGUCCAGCAGAAACUGGUGAAUGGAUUGGCCACUUCUGAGGAGCUGACGGAAGGGCAGAAAGAACUCGAAGGGCAAAAGGAUCUGCUAACAACAGAAUUGAAGAAUAUGGACAUGUUGGCUUCCUUGCCCACACCACCACACAAUCAAAAUGAGGAGCUAAGUAGAGCAGAGAUGGAAGAGGACAGACACACCCCAGACAGCAUUGUGCCAGCAUCCUCACCAGAAAGUGUGUUCGGGCAGGAAACUUCCAGGUUUCCCUUGCUGACUGAAAUUAAGGAAGAGUCAAUGGACCGUGCCCUUUCUCCUGUGAUCCCCAUAAUUCCAGGAGCUUGCAUCCCAGUAUUUCCUGAUACAAAGCCAUUUGUAAAUACAGAGCCAUUUGUGGAAAAUGCUGAGAAGGGUGCAUCUUACUCUGGCCCUUGGAAGAGUGGGAAAGGAAACCAGGUUGCUGUCACAUUAGACGUCUCGGGAGCAGCUGCCAAGGAUAUAAACAGAAUGAUGACAACUUUCGCUCAGCUGCUUCAGAUGAAGAUCCCAGGUUCUUAUGAGGUUACGUCUGUUCCAGAUAGUCCACGUUCUUUUCUACCCGAUGGGAAAAAAACCACAUUAGAAGUUCCUGAUCAAGUGGGCUCCAAGGAAGAACCAAUGGACCUGGAGAAACUGGUGCUGGAAAAACAUAAUUGGUUCAAACAAUAUGAUGUUGCAUUACCAGGCUCUACUCUUAAGGCACCAGGAAAGGAGCUGGCAACUGCCACACCGGAAACUGCCUUAGAGUGUCCAGUGAAGGAAAGAAUUGUAGUGCAUCAUUAUAGUAAUAAUAUGUCGAUCCUUGAUGUUCACCAGCUUCCCAUAAUACAACCAGAGAACUCUCCACCCUCAUCCCCAAGUGUAUCAUCACCUGGGACUCCAGCAGAGUCAAGUAAGCCUGACCUACCAGUUGAGUCACCAAAGAUUAAGCAUUCUCUCGCACUGGACGAAAAGCAGUUUGAGGAACCACAGCCACAAAUGAAGAGGUGGAGGGGAAUACGUUGGAAACGUUUGGAAUUUAAAGUCAUAUUUCACAAGGGGAAGUUUAAGCAUGUAUCUCAGCAUGAAAUUGAAGAACUCAUUCAGAAACUGGGGACAUCAUUAAAACCAGACCCCAUGCCCAAGGACACUAGGAGAUGCUGUUUCUGUCAUGAAGAAGGUGAUGGAAUAACAGAUGGACCUGCAAGACUCUUGAACCUUGACUUGGAUUUGUGGGUCCACUUAAACUGUGCAUUGUGGUCUUCUGAAGUGUACGAGACUCAGGCAGGAGCACUAAUAAAUGUGGAAGUGGCUUUCCACCGAGGACUUACCACAAAGUGUGCUUUUUGUCAGAAGACUGGAGCCACUACUGGUUGCCAUCGGGUCCGAUGCCCAAACACCUAUCAUUUUGCUUGUGCUAUCCGUGCCCGUUGUAUGUUUUUUAAGGACAAGACCAUGCUUUGCAGUCAACACAAACUGAAAGGAGCUAACGAACAGGAAAUUAGGUGUUUUGCUGUUUACCGCCGUGUCUACAUUCAGAGAGACGAGGUGAAGCAGAUUGCUAGCAUUGUACAGCGUGGCAAGCGCAGUCACAUGUUCAGGGUUGGUGGACUGAUUUUCCACACCAUUGGUCAGUUACUCCCCCAUCAGAUGCAGGAAUUCCACAGUGUGACAGCUCUUUAUCCAAUUGGAUAUGAAGCAACACGUAUUUAUUGGAGCAUGCGAUACACUAACAAACGUUGCUGCUACCACUGCACCAUCAAUGAUACUAAUGGGAAACCAGAGUUUGGCAUCCAGGUUAUUGAGCAAGGACAUGAGGAUCUGAUUGUUACUGAUUGGACCCCACAAGGUGUUUGGAAUAGGAUUCUUGAACCAAUUGUGCGACUGCGCAAAGAAGCAGACAUGUUACGACUUUUUCCUGAUUAUAUUAAAGGAGAGGACAUGUUUGGACUGACUAUCCAUGCUGUACUAAGGAUCGCAGAGUCGUUGCCAGGUGUGGAGAGUUGUCAGAACUACAUAUUUAGGUAUGGUCGUCACCCGCUUAUGGAGCUCCCUCUAGCUGUUAAUCCAACAGGUUGUGCCCGUUCUGAACCGAAAAUUAUGACUCACUACAAACGGCCGCACACCUUGAACAGUACCAGCACAUCAAAAGCAUUUCAGAGUACAGUAACUGGAGAAAUUAACACUCCCUACAGCAAGCAAUUUGUCCACUCCAAAUCCUCUCAGUACCGCCGGCUGAAAACUGAGUGGAAAAAUAAUGUUUACCUGGCUCGAUCACGAAUACAGGGUCUGGGUCUCUAUGCAGCCAAAGACCUUGAGAAGCACACAAUGGUGAUUGAAUAUAUAGGGACAAUCAUUCGCAAUGAGGUUGCAAACCGCAGGGAGAAAUUGUAUGAGACUCAGAAUCGAGGUGUUUAUAUGUUUCGGAUUAAUAAUGAACAUGUGAUUGAUGCUACUUUAACCGGAGGCCCAGCCAGAUAUAUCAAUCAUUCCUGUGCCCCCAACUGUGUGGCAGAGGUUGUGACCUUUGACAAGGAGGACAAAAUAAUCAUUAUCUCAAGCAGACGAAUUCCAAAAGGAGAGGAGCUGACUUAUGACUAUAAGUUUGAUUUUGAAGACGAUCAGCACAAGAUUCCAUGUCAUUGUGGAGCUCUCAACUGCAGAAAGUGGAUGAACUAAAACAUUUAGAGCAAUUUUAGCUGGUUCAGAAUUCACAAUUUCAGAUAGUUCAGAAUUCUGGACUUGAUAUCUGGUAUACUCAGAGAAAUCACACUAACAGAUAUUGCUACAUGGAGUCUCUCAGCAGCAAAACUAUGGAGAUGGGAAAAUUCUCACUAGUUUACGAAGAAGUAUUUACCAAAUUUCAUGUUAAACAAUAUCUGUAGUUGGGAGGUAGUGUAGUGAUCUUGUUAAUCUCAAAUGUGCAGAACCUUUUAACAACAUUUAGUGAACAAUGAGAUACUAAAACAAAUGGACUGAGCAGGUGUACAGAGAUAUUAAGAUGCACAGCCAAUGACUGCGUUUCCUGCCAGGCCUGUGGGUUGCUUCUGAAUGUAAUCUAUGGAUUUAUUUGUCUGUAGUGCCUGAAAGAGAGACAGAGACAAUGAAUCUCUCAUUGUGCAGACCUUUUCUGAUUGGAUUCAACCUUAAGGACAGAUUGUAUUUCUAUUCUAAUGAAGUCCAGUCAAAGGAGGGAAGAUUGAGAUCAGAAAAACAUCAGCUUUCCUAACUCUGCUGGGAGGGAUCUCUGAUUAUAGACAAGUGUGGUACAUCUCAAGGUGAAAGGAAAUGAGGUUUUCAUCUGACCAGAUUUUUUUAAAAUACAAGAAUGUUUGAACAUUGCGGGUAUAAGUAAAAUCAACGCAAGUUGUGUUUUUUAUAUGGGAGGCGAGUGAUUUGAAACCAAGGCAGCGACUUAAGCAGCACUCCUAAAAACACUAGAGUUUUAAAGAGAUGGUGUCCAUUGGGUGUGAUAAAUUUGAAUGCAUUAAUAGAUUUGGAUUUCCCAUACUAUUUGCCCUAAUUGUAUGCUGGGUAAUCAGUGUGGGAUUUCUUGUUUGCAGGGUUUUUGGUUACUUUGCCAGAAUCAGUAAUGUUGACUUUUCAAGCAACAGCCCCAUUUUGUGUGCUUAUUACUAUCACCAGAUUAGUUUAUUUCAAGGGAAGUUAACUCCAUAAUUGACCAAAAUCUAGAAAAUGGAAAGACAUAAUGAAGUAGCUUGGUAGAAACUGAGAUAAGUUAAGCAUCCAUCCAUGUUGGUCACCAAGUGUAAAAUCUGAGUGACUAUCUAGGAAAUGUUGAUCUUUUACAUAUUGUUACUCAAAAGUAAAUGUGCAAAAGACACUCUUUGAAAGACAAUCCACAUUAUAAGAACUCAGUAGGACCGGUUGAAUGGUUCUCUGUUGGGGAUUUACUGGAGACAACUUAGUAUAUUGAGAUUCUGCGGCUGGCACAGACCAUUCUAAUACUGUUAGUGAUGAGGUCUGGUUGUAACUGUCCAGUUGAAAACCAAGGUUCAAAUUGAUAAAUUCACCGGCUCCCAGCUCUGAAUCUGGACGAUCCAUUUUAAGGAUCCUGACAAAAUAUGUUUCCAUGAUUGGUGACAUUUUUUUACAACACAAUUUAUAUUGUUUCAGAAACAGAAGCAACAAAGCACCAGUCAUACAGAGCGAUUUAAUUUGGACGAUUAGGACCUAUAACCUCGAUUAUAAGUCCUCGGUUGCUGAUCAGUAAUGUAAAACAUAGUGAAAAGGAGGGUGGCACUUGAAGCCUAGAUCUGGGGCCACCUUGAUCCUGAUCAGUAUCAGUCAGUAUCAACAGGCGAGUGGCUAGGGCAUUUGGUUCAACGCACAAAUGGACUCUCUCUGAAAUCUCUUGCAGAGGAGACUUGCACUGAAGGAUUUCUCACCUACUUGAUUCCACAAGUCAUUUUACUGUAGUUUUGUUCCUGUAAUAUAUAUAUAAAAGUGUGAAUUUUAUUCGGAACAGUAGGAUAGGUCUGGAUGGGGGAGAUUUUUUUUUUUAUAGGCGCGAUUCAUGAAAGCUGCUGCCCCCACUGCAUCUUCUCCACGCUGCAACUGUAAAAAUGUAAAUAUAAAACUUGUAGAAAUCUCCAAAGCAGAAACCACUGGAUCAGAUUCUCAUUCGUACAAAUGAACGGUUGGUAUUGGUGAUAUAAAAUAGCUGCUGGUUGGAUUGAAGCAGGGAAGAUAUUAGCAUGCAAUGAGAAGAUUCUAGGUAAUGUAGAUCAUGUUAGAUAAAUUUAAGCUUACAGUGUUUUACUGUUUUUAUAAUAAACGCUGAUUUCACCCCUCUUCAACUGACAGGAGCCGGGGGUGUCUUUUAAUGGAAGAUUCUAAUUUAAAAAUGGGGCUUUUUUUUCAUUUUAACUGAAGAUGUCCGCAGAGCCCUCAUGCAUUGUGGGAUCUCACUUCCCUGACCACCACAGUUGGGGAGGUUACAGUCACGUAAUGUAUUGUUGGAACGUGCUCAGUUAAUAAAUGAGGAUGUCCUAUUUGCAGUAAAGCCUUGUUCAUACUGUUUACACUCUGAGCUAGGUAUUUUGUGGUGCAUUUUAUCCUUGCAAUUGGGGCAAAGACAAAAGCAGAGAUUUCUGAGUAUUUUUUAAUGAAAAAGUAAAGUUCCAGAAUAUGAAAGUUUUUUUUUGUUUGUGUUGUGUGCAUUCUGUACAGCAAAUGUUGUCACUGGUAAUGAAUUAAAAUUAUCCUUUUUUUUAUUGUAUGUGGCAUGUUUUUUUUGUACUGAACAUAAGUUGAAUUGUAUAUAAUUUAUGUCGAAGAGCCAAGAUGUUUCUUGCUCUAUGUAUUAAAUCUCCUGCAGGAAUAAGCUUAUUCUGUACAUCCCUGGUACAUGUAGAGACAGUUUAUGAUCAUGUUGGCUAGAUUGUACAAACCUUUUUUAAAUACAAAUGUAGCAUCUUUGCAUUACUGUAUGAUAAAUAGGGACAUCUGUCCCUACAGAGGUGAAUUUACUGCAUUAAAACUGUUUGAAAUAAAA